GUUAAUUAUUGUAAAAAUUGAAAUAUUUGAUUUUGUAAUCUAACUUAUAAUUGUAUUGACUUUUCUAAAAAUAAAAGAGAAAAAUUAUUUUGUAAAAUGUUCAAUCAUCGACGUGUAUUAAUUGAAGUGUUACACAUUGCAUAACCAAAAACCAAAGAAUUAAGUAGAAGAAUCAUGUUACGAACACCAAUAAACAAAAGAUUGAUCUGCAGUGCCUUUUUUCCAUUUAGUUCUUCCUCUGAACAUGAUUCUGAGAAAAAAUAUUCAUUACAAAUUAUUCGCAACACAGUCCAAAAGUACAGGUGUUAUUUUUAUGAUGAGGAUGGAAAUCGAACCAAAGAGCUACAAUCAGUAUUCAAUACAACAACUGCAGGUGUUGCAACAGGAUUUAUUUUGGGUGCAUUAUCUACAGUAACGCAUACAAUAGAGACUUUCAAGAAAGAAAAUCAAGCCACCCUGUUUAAAGAUAAAUUUGAACCCAAAAAGCUACUGCAACAGAAAAUAAGUAUGAACAUGUUAAAAGGAGGGAUACCAUUUGGAGCAAAACUUGGAAUGUUUUGUUUCUUAUUCUCGAGUAUGUCAACAUUCUUAUAUGUAUACAAAGGAAAGUUUGAUAUAAUGAAUCAUACCAUUAGUGGUGCUAUAACAGGUUUCAUAUAUAAAGUAAAUAUGGGCUUGAAGGGAGUAAUUGCAGGUUCUGUCCUUGGAACUAUAUUAGGUACUAUUUCUGGCUUUAUGUCAGUAAUCAUAUUAUACAUAAGCGGAUGUGAGAUGGAAGAUAUGUACACAGCAGGCAACAGAUUCAUGGUUGCAAGACGACAGAAAAUAAAAGAAGGUUCCGAGGCAUUGUUGCAAGAGGAACACAAGAAACUACUUAAGCAGAUACAGAAGUAAAUUAAAUAUAUUCAACAGA
This is a messenger RNA of Habropoda laboriosa, 913 nucleotides long. RefSeq names its product RPII140-upstream gene protein (gene 140up). NCBI's taxonomy places the organism in Eukaryota, Metazoa, Arthropoda, Insecta, Hymenoptera, Apidae. The transcript is spliced from 4 exons. Gene Ontology annotation, cellular component: mitochondrion. The coding region runs from base 175 to 894 and encodes 239 amino acids. The record is from RefSeq and is a predicted model, not a curated record.